This is a messenger RNA of Salvia hispanica, 787 nucleotides long. The record is from RefSeq and is a predicted model, not a curated record. NCBI's taxonomy places the organism in Eukaryota, Viridiplantae, Streptophyta, Magnoliopsida, Lamiales, Lamiaceae.
UUAAAUUAAGCGCACCCUUCAUCCUCUUCCAUCAACCCUAGCCGUCACAAUGGCGCCCAAGUUGGACCCGUCCCAAAUAGUCGACGUCUACGUAAGGGUGACCGGAGGAGAAGUCGGCGCAGCCUCUUCCCUCGCCCCCAAAAUCGGUCCCCUUGGCCUCUCCCCGAAGAAGAUCGGUGAGGACAUCGCCAAGGAGACCGCCAAGGACUGGAAGGGUCUCCGCGUUACCGUCAAGCUUACCGUCCAGAACCGUCAGGCUAAGGUGACCGUGGUUCCCUCCGCCGCCGCGCUGGUCAUCAAAGCUCUCAAGGAGCCCGAGCGCGACCGCAAGAAGACCAAAAACAUUAAGCACAACGGCAAUAUCUCCCUCGACGACGUGAUCGAGAUUGCCAAGGUCAUGAGAUCUAGAUCCAUGGCCAAGGAUUUGAGUGGAACCGUGAAGGAGAUUUUGGGGACUUGCGUCUCCGUUGGCUGUACGGUCGACGGGAAGGAUCCUAAGGAUCUGCAGCAGGAGAUCACCGAUGGAGACGUCGAGACAGACUAAAACCUAAAGCGUUCGAUGGCCAAGCAUGUUAACUUAUUGAGUUGUAGGUUUGAAGUUGCGCCGCAGCUGAUUGUUCUUCCUCGUCGCCACUCCACCCCUCCUAGGCUGGAGACCAUUGCAGAGGAGGAGUCUCAUCAAAUCCCUUCUCACCAACAUCUCAUAAACGAAGUAGCUUCGUCCCCCUAAUUUUGUUCUCUUUCCACUUUUUUUGGUUAUAAAUUAAUGGCAUAUGCUAUUGCUUCA